This is a messenger RNA of Puma concolor (puma), 885 nucleotides long. NCBI's taxonomy places the organism in Eukaryota, Metazoa, Chordata, Mammalia, Carnivora, Felidae. The record is from RefSeq and is a predicted model, not a curated record.
AUGGCGUCCCCCACUGGCGGCUCCCCGGGCCUCCUACUCUGGCUCCUGCUCCUCCAGCCGCAGCUCGGGUGUGGCCAGGUAAAUGCGAAAAUCUUGGGAGGACAGGAGGCUGAAGAUGGGAAGUGGCCCUGGCAGGUGAGCGUGAGGAUCAGAGGCAAGCACGUGUGCGGAGGUUCCCUCAUCACACAGCAGUGGGUACUGACUGCAGGCCACUGUAUUUUAAGCCGUUUCCACUACAAUGUCAAGAUGGGAGAUCGGAGUGUCUAUAAAGAAAUCACAAGUGUGGUGGUCCCCGUCCGAGACAUCAUUGUCCACCCUCAGCUGUCAGUAGUUGGAACCAUUCAAAAGGACCUUGCCCUUCUCCAGCUCCUCUACCCUGUAAACUUCACCAUGACCAUCCAGCCUAUAUGCAUCCCUCAGAAGACUUUCCGGGUGGAAGCUGGGACCACGUGCUGGGUGACCGGUUGGGGCAGAAAAGAAGAAUAUGGUGGCGACCUUAUUACCUCUGUUCUCCAUGAGGUCGACCAAGGCAUCAUCCACCAUGAAAAAUGUAAUGAGAUGAUUCAGAAAGCCAUGAAAACAACUAGGGAUGUCGUACUGGAAGGAAUGCUCUGUGGCUAUAAAGGUGCAGGAAAGGAUUCAUGUCAGGGAGACUCUGGGGGCCCUUUGGUCUGUAAAUUUAAGGACACAUGGGUCCAGGUGGGACUCGUGAGCUGGGGCUUAGGCUGUGGUCGUGGAAAUGUGCCUGGAGUUUAUACAGACAUUGCUGCCUACUCCAAGUGGAUAGUUGAAGUGAUAAACCGGGCUGCCUCUUUGUAUCCAGUGGUGUUCCUCAUUCCACUUCUGUGCCUGGUGCUGCCCCUGGGCAUCCUCGUGGCCCCGUGA